AUGGACGACAAGAACAUCCAUCCAUCUGAACUUCUCGAGUUUGCGACUUUGCCAGCCUCGCCUCUACACCGUCCACAACAUCAGUCGAAGCUCAAUGAUACCACAGCAGUCGAAGCGCAAACCGUGCGAGCAGACUCGGUGGCAACAACCGAGGACAGCCAGAAAGGCCACCACCACCACCUUCAACGGCUGAAUUCAUGGCACUCAGGAAUUCCCACCAUCACCACGGCGGCCUUGACCGCGACGCAGCUCGAACACAAAAUGACGUUCCGCAACGCGUUGAAGGUGUACCCCAAAGCGAUCUUUUGGGCGGGCCUGAUAUCGCUGGCCAUCAUCAUGGAAGGCUAUGACACGGCGCUGAUCACGUCGUUCUAUGCCUUCAACGAGUUCCAACAGCAGUACGGGAUCCCUGACAAGGCCGGUGUACCGCAGAUCACGACCAAGUGGCAGGCUUCUCUGAGCAACGGAUCGACCGUCGGGUCCAUCAUCGGCCUGUUCGCAAAUGGAAUCAUCACCGAAGUCAUCGGGUAUCGGCGAACCAUGAUGGGUGCACUCGUCAUGUUGGGCAUCUUCGUCUUUCUCCCUUUCUUCGCCUUCAACAUACAAACCCUCCUGGCGGGACAGAUCCUCUGCGGCCUCCCAUGGGGUGUGUUCAGUACUCUAUCCACCACGUAUGCUGCCGAGGUCGUGCCCCUCAACCUCCGAGGCUACCUGACGAGCAACAUCAACCUGUGUUGGCUGCUGGGCCAGCUGGCCGCGCUCGGGAUCCUCCGCGGCCUCGCGGGCGUGCAAUCCACGUGGUCGUUCCGCAUUCCCUUCGGCCUGCAAUGGGUCUGGAUCGUGAUCCUGCUCAUCCCGACCUGCUUCGCACCGGAAUCGCCGUGGUGGCUGGUGCGACACGGAAAGAAGGAGCAAGCAAAGAAGGUCCUGCUUCGACUGACGCGCUCGACGUCUGACUGGGAAAUGGACAACACCAUCGCCAUGAUGGAACACACGGAACGGGUGGAGGAAUACUCGAGCUCGAAGAUCCCAAAGUCAAAGUCCACCCGCUUCAGCGACACCUCGUACGUUGCCUGUUUCCGCGGCUCGAACCUCCGCCGCACCGAGAUCGCAUGCAUGGUCUUCAUGACCCAGAACAUGUGCGGCCUGCCCAUCAUCGGGUACGCCGCAUACCUGUACAAGCAGAUGGGGUUUGACGAGCGCCGCAGCUUCGAUAUCACGCUGGGCAUGCAGGGCCUGGGCAUCUUCGGCGCAUUUGUGUCGUUGGGCCUGUUGAAAUAUGUCGGCCGCCGCCGCACGCUGUACCUGACCGGUCUGGGCCUCCUGUUCGUCACGCUCGUCACGGCCGGGAUCGUCAGCUGCCUGCACGAGACAAACACCACGCGCUGGCUGACCGCCGCGCUGAUUAUGCUGGUCAUCUUCAUCUUCGACUGCACCAUCGGCCCCCUCACAUACUGUCUUGUCGCCGAGCUCCCGUCGAACCGACUCCGGGUCAAGACCGUCGUGCUCGCGCGCGUCGCAUAUAACAUCAAUUCUCUGGUCACCAAUCUGGUGAUACAGCGCAUGUUGAACCCCUUGGCCUGGAACUGGCGGGGCAAAGCGUGCUUCUUCUGUGCGUUCCUCAAUUUCCUGUGCUUCGUGUACUGCUUUUUCCGGCUGCCCGAGACCCGUGGCUUGAAUUUUCAUGAGCUGGAUAUUCUGUUUGAGAAGGGCGCUGCGGCGCGCAAGUUCGCCGCGUUUCAGAAGAUCUUGGAACAGAAUGGGUAUUAUAGCUUGACUGAGGAAGGUCAGCCUUAA
Molecule: messenger RNA, 1797 nt
Organism: Exophiala bonariae
Lineage: Eukaryota; Fungi; Ascomycota; Eurotiomycetes; Chaetothyriales; Herpotrichiellaceae
Exons: 1
Coding region: 1-1797 (598 amino acids)
Biological process (GO): carbohydrate transport; transmembrane transport
Cellular component (GO): membrane
Molecular function (GO): carbohydrate:proton symporter activity
Source: RefSeq, a predicted model, not a curated record